Molecule: messenger RNA, 2305 nt
Organism: Entelurus aequoreus (snake pipefish)
Lineage: Eukaryota; Metazoa; Chordata; Actinopteri; Syngnathiformes; Syngnathidae
Product: gastrula zinc finger protein XlCGF57.1-like
Exons: 2
Coding region: 180-2171 (663 amino acids)
Biological process (GO): regulation of transcription by RNA polymerase II
Molecular function (GO): RNA polymerase II cis-regulatory region sequence-specific DNA binding; DNA-binding transcription factor activity
Source: RefSeq, a predicted model, not a curated record
UCCAAGAUGGCGGACUAAGCGACGUGUCUUUCCGGAGAAGUUUCACAUUUACGAUCUUAUAGAUUCAAAAAUAGCAUCAAAUACCUCAACUAUUUGCCUUUUUCUAAGCCCACGAAACGGACUUUGAGUGUGGAGCGAUGGCGUGUUACCUGAAGUGAAGAUUGAAGACGUGAUAGAAGAUGAACGACUACUGCUAUGCUAAGAUGGCGACGUCCGCUAAAAGAGAACAUGAAAGAGAAUCAGCGCCACCAACUUCAAGCAAAUCACCAACGGAGAUAAAGACGAAAGAUGAAGACGUCCAGCAGCUGAUCGGUAAUCCAGAAGAAGUUUCCCCUCAGUUAGGGGGGAGCUCCACUUUGAAGCAGGAGACUCCACAACCACCCUGCAUUAAAAAGGAAGAGGAGGAACUCUGCAUCACUCAGGAGGGAGAGUGUCUUCUAGGACGAGAGGAAGCUGAUUACACCAAGUUUCCACUGAGUAUUCUCUCUGUGAAGACUGAAGAUGAUGAAGAGAAACCACAAGUAGACAACCUCUUAGCUCCACUGUCAGAUAGUGAGGCUGAAGACGAGGUUGAAGAACCUUUGAGCAGCGAUACAGACUGUGAAGGUGAUAUGAGGACUCACACUGACAAAAAACACUGCUUUUCAAAGAAGAGAGGUAAAAAAUGUUUGAGCUGCUCAGUUUGUGCUAAAAGCUUUUCUCAAAAGAGUAAUUUGACUCAACACAUGAGAACACACACAGGUGAAAAACCAUUUAAUUGUUCAGUUUGUGGCAAAAGCUUUUCUCAAAAGUGCCAUUUGACUGAACACAUGAGAACACACACAGGAGAAAAAACAUUUAGUUGUUCAGUUUGUGGCAAAAGCUUUCCUACAAAGAGCCGUUUGACUCAACACAUGAGAACACACACUGGUGAAAAAUCUUUUAAUUGUUCAGUUUGUGGCAAAAGCUUUUCUUUUAAGAAGUAUUUGAAUCGACACAUGGGAACACACACAGGUGAAAAAACAUUUAGUUGUUCAGUUUGUGGCAAAAGCUUUUCUACAAAGAGCCAUUUGACUCAACACAUGAGUACACACGCAGGUGAAAAACCUUUUAAUUGUUCGGUUUGUGGCAAAAGCUUUUCUCAAAAUAGACGUUUGACUGAACACAUGAAAACACACACAAGUGAAAAAACAUUUAGUUGUUCAGUUUGUGGCAAAAGCUUUUUUACAAAGAGCCAUUUGACUCAACACAUGAGAACACACGCAGAUGAAAAACCUUUUAAUUGUUCAGUUUGUGGCAAAAGCUUUUCUCAAAAGAGCCAUUUGACUCAACACAUGAGAACACACACAGGUGAAAAACCUUUUAAUUGUUCAAUUUGUGGCAAAAGCUUUUGUCGAAAUAGAUAUUUGACUGAACACAUGACAACACACACAGGUGAAAAAACAUUUAGUUGUUCAGUUUGUGGCAAAAGCUUUUAUCAAAAUAGAUAUUUGACUGAACACAUGAGAACACACACAGGUGAAAAAACAUUUAGUUGUUCAGUUUGUGGCAAAAGCUUUUCUACAAAGAGCCAUUUGACUCAACACAUGAGAACACACACAGGUGAAAAUACAUUUAAUUGUUCAGUUUGUGGCAAAAGCUUUUCUCAAAAUAGAUAUUUGACUGAACACAUGAGAAGACACACAGGUGAAAAUACAUUUAAUUGUUCAGUUUGUGGCAAAAGCUUUUCUCAAAAUAGAUAUUUGACUGAACACACGAGAAGACACACAGGUGAAAAAACAUUUAGUUGUUCAGUUUGUGGCAAAAACUUUUCUACAAACAGCCAUUUGACUCAACACAUGAGAACACACACAGGUGAAAAACCUUUUAAUUGUUCAGUUUGUGGCAAAAGCUAUUCUCAAAAGAGCCAUUUGACUGAACACAUGAGAACACACACAGGUGAAAAACCUUUUAAUUGUUCAAUUUGUGGAAAAAGCUUUUGUCGAAAUAUCCAUUUGACACAACACAUGAGAACACACACAGGUGAAAAACCUUUUAAUUGUUCAGUUUGUGGCAAAAGCUUUUGUCAAAAUAGCUCUGUGACUCAACACAUGAGAACACACACAGGAGAAAAUACAUUUAAUUGUUCAGUUUGUGGCAAAAUCUUUUCUCAAAAUAGCUCUUUGACUGAACACGAGAAGACACACAGGUGAAAAAACAUGUAGUUGUUCAGUUUGUGGCAAAAGCUUUUCUACAAAGAGCCAUUUGACUCAACACAUGAGAACACACACAGGUGAAAAAACAUUUAAAUGUUCAAUUUGUGGUAAAGGCUUUUCUACAAAGAGCC